UCUUUCUUUCCCGGCGGCAGUUCCUCUACGUGGAUCUAGGGUGCCGCCAGCUCCUCUGUUCUGCGCGCCACCGCCUCCCCUGCUCUGGGGGGUCUGGGCGCCGCCACCUCCCCUGCUCUGGGAGCCGGCGUCGCUCGGCCUACGCCGCCGCGGGCCUGGGACGCACAGCCGCCGGUGGAGGACCCUGGGAUGCGCAGCCGCGCGGAUCCCGCGGGCUGGGACGCGCCGCCGCCGGAUCCGCGGCCUGGUACGCGCCGCCGAGCGGAUCCCAUGGCCGCCCUCGCCGGAUCCUCCGCGCGCGACGCCGCCGCCAUCAAGUCGCUACCUUCGGCGCAGUACCUCGCGGCCGCCGCACGCGGGUCGGGGGCGUACAGGGAGUGCGCCGUGUGCCUGCUCGAGCUCGCGGACGGCGAUGAGCUCCGCGUGCUGCCGCUGUGCGCGCACGCCUUCCACGCCGACUGCAUCGACGUCUGGCUCCGCGCGCACGCCUCCUGCCCGCUCUGCCGCGCCCGUGCACUCGCCUGCGCCCCUACCUCCUCUACUAUGGGGGGUGCGGCCGCGGGUGCGGCCGGCGCCUGGCCCCCGCGGCCGUUCCCUGCCUCCUCUGGCGCUGGUGGCGCGUGGCUGCCGCCGCGCGACCCCUCUAGGGCCGGUGUGCCGCAGCCGCCGCCCGGCCCCGCCGCCGCCGCCGCCCUGGCGCCUCUCACGGCCCCCGGCGCCGCCCCUGCUACCGCGCAUGAGCGCGCGCAGGAGAUGCUGCGGGACCUCGAGGCCAAGCUCGUCCAGGCCGCGCGGGCACACGCCGCGUAGGCCGUCACGCCCACCGCGCACGCCGCACAGGCCGCGUGGGCCGCCGCCUCCCUCGCCGCUCUCUCCUACACGCCUAAACCUAUAAGACUUUUAAAUUAACAUUACAGAAACACUAAUCCACCACAAUAAUUA
Panicum virgatum (switchgrass) is the source of this 942-nucleotide messenger RNA. RefSeq names its product E3 ubiquitin-protein ligase EL5-like. The coding region runs from base 190 to 810 and encodes 206 amino acids. Lineage: Eukaryota; Viridiplantae; Streptophyta; Magnoliopsida; Poales; Poaceae. Gene Ontology annotation, molecular function: transferase activity. Gene Ontology annotation, biological process: protein ubiquitination. The record is from RefSeq and is a predicted model, not a curated record. The transcript has a single exon.